Molecule: messenger RNA, 3701 nt
Organism: Drosophila miranda
Lineage: Eukaryota; Metazoa; Arthropoda; Insecta; Diptera; Drosophilidae
Product: serine/threonine-protein phosphatase 2A 56 kDa regulatory subunit gamma isoform
Exons: 7
Coding region: 188-3325 (1045 amino acids)
Biological process (GO): signal transduction; protein dephosphorylation
Cellular component (GO): cytosol; protein phosphatase type 2A complex; nucleus
Molecular function (GO): protein phosphatase activator activity
Source: RefSeq, a predicted model, not a curated record
CAGUUCCAUUACAGAUGCUAAACAUUCAUGCUUAAAGUCCUCUUCACGUUCAUAUUUCAUAGAGUGUGUAACAAUUUGUGUGUGUUUUGUCGUUCGUUGUCGGUGUCGGUCUCUCAGCGGCAAUUCGCGGGGGUAGACAAAUGCGGUUCGAUUGGGUGGCCAUUAAACCAAGUGGGGCACUAAUGAAAUGGUAUUCGGUGCUAUGUUGCUGACGGGUAACCUCAACAGACCCAAGCAGAAGCAGCAGCAGCAGUCACAACAACAGCAGCAGCAGCAACAGCAGGAGGAAUCAUCCCAAUCUGUUUCUGCUUCCUCCUCCAGCAAAGAGCAACCACAACAGAAGCAACAGGAUCAGCCACCAGCCGCUGGAUAUUAUGCCUUGGGCAUACGCUUACCCAAGUCGCCAUCGUUCCACAGCGGCCUAGACCAGCUGGCCGACGACGAGGAGGAGGACCAACAGUCGCUGGAAUCGUCUGCGCAGGGUAGCAGUAAAUUCAAAUUCAGCAGCGUGGAGGAACUGAAGGCCAAGUUCGAGGGUCGAAAGAUGCCCCUGUCGCCGCCAGAGGCAGCCGCAGUAGUAGUAACCACCACAACAUCCUCGUCGCCAUCGUCCUCGUCCACCAGCUCCAAUUCGUCGGCAUCGGCAUUGUCCUCGCUCUCGCAGGCGGCCUCUUCCUCGUUGGCCUCGGCCGCUGCCAAUUCCUCGGCCUCGUGCUCAUCCUCAGCGGCCACCUAUGGUGGUGGAGCCAAUUCAGCAGCCGCCGCUCUGAUAGCCUCGUCGCCGUUUGGCUCACAGUCCUCCACAUCAUCGUUGUCGCUGUCCUCAAAUGCAGGGAUGUCGAAGAACACGGCACCAGCAACAGCAACAACAGCAGCGGCAGCGGCAGGAAGCACAGCCAGUGGUGGAAAUUCGCUUGUAUCCACAUUGGCGCAACACUUCUCGGCGGCCACAUCGGCUGCAGCAGCAGCUGCGGCCACAGCAGCCGCCUCAGCAGCAUCGUCCGCGUCCUCAUCAUCUGCUUCAUCAUCUGCCACCAAUAAUGCAGGCGGCUCAAUUGCGGCCAGCAAGGUUUGCAGCGCUCCGUUAUUACACACACACACACACAUCCACACAUAUUCUGCACACCCACACAGAUACAUACAGAAUCUGAUUCACAAAACAAAAAAUGUUAAAAAAAAAUCAAUCUACUCUCAUUUCAUCGCUACCUCAUCUACCUCCAAGUCACCCGUGAGUGCGGCCGCAGCCAUUAAGAACAUAUUGAAUGCCACCAAGAGUGUGGGAAAUAGUGCUGCAGCAGCAGCAGCGGCAGCAGCAUCCUCGACCCUGCCAUCGGCUGCCGCCGAAGGCCAGGAGGUGCCCUUGCCGCCAGCCGAGGAGCUGCGUCCAACGGUGGCACAGAAUCUGGUGGGAGGCAUAAGCAUCUCCCUGGGCAUUGGCCAGCGCAAUGGCAGUGGAACAGCACCAGCAACAGUGACAGCAACAGUGACAGCAACAGCGACAGCAACAACCACAUCCACAUCUGCAGUUGUUAUUCUGCCAACGACUACGCUGGGCAUACAUCAGAAUGGUGAUGUCACAGGCGGUGGCGGAAUGGCUGGAAUUAUUGGUCAUUCGUCGCAACAUCAUCAUCAUCAGGGCCUCACAUCCCCACAAACGUUGCAACAGCUGACGGGCAGUCCAGGACGUGCACGCGAUCGGAAUCUGUUUCAUUCGCCGCCCACUGCUUCGGUUGCCUUGGCACUGCCUGCACUGCGAGAGACGGCCGCCAGUGAACGGGAAGAGCUUUUCAUCCAAAAGAUACGACAAUGUUGCACGCUUUUCGAUUUCUCCGAGCCGCUGAGCGACCUCAAAUUCAAGGAGGUGAAGCGUGCGGCUCUGCACGAGAUGGUCGAUUUUCUCACAAACCAAAAUGGCAUCAUUACCGAAAUUAUCUAUCCGGAGGCGAUCAAUAUGUUUUCUGUGAAUCUAUUCCGGACGCUGCCGCCAUCAUCAAAUCCGAAUGGUGCCGAAUUUGAUCCCGAAGAGGAUGAGCCCACGCUCGAGUCGUCUUGGCCACACCUUCAAUUGGUAUACGAGCUGUUUUUGCGUUUCUUAGAGUCACCGGAUUUCCAACCAAAUAUUGCUAAGCGUUAUAUUGAUCAUCAAUUUGUAUUACAAUUAUUGGAUUUAUUCGAUUCGGAGGAUCCACGUGAACGUGAUUUCCUAAAGACUGUUUUACAUCGCAUCUAUGGAAAAUUCUUGGGUUUGAGAGCAUUUAUUAGAAAGCAGAUCAACAAUGUCUUUUACAGAUUUAUUUAUGAGACGGAACAUCAUAAUGGCAUAGCCGAAUUAUUGGAGAUAUUGGGCAGCAUUAUCAAUGGUUUUGCUCUACCGCUCAAAGAGGAGCAUAAACAAUUUUUACUUAAGGUAUUGCUGCCAUUGCACAAAGCCAAGAGCCUCUCGGUCUAUCAUCCACAGUUGACCUACUGUGUGGUGCAGUUCCUCGAGAAGGAUCCCAGUUUGUCCGAGGCGGUCAUCAAUUUGCUUAAGUUCUGGCCGAAGACGCACAGUCCCAAGGAGGUGAUGUUCUUGAAUGAGGUGGAAGAGCUGCUGGAUGUGAUCGAGCCGGCCGAGUUCCAGAAGGUGAUGGUGCCGCUGUUUCGUCAGAUAGCCAAGUGUGUCUCCUCGCCGCACUUUCAGGUGGCCGAACGGGCGUUGUAUUAUUGGAACAACGAGUACAUUAUGUCCCUAAUAGCGGACAAUUCGGCGGUUAUACUGCCAAUAAUGUUCCCAGCGUUGAAUCGCAACUCCAAGACGCACUGGAACAAGACCAUACACGGUCUCAUUUACAAUGCGCUCAAGCUGUUCAUGGAGAUGGAUCAGCGGUUGUUCGACGAGUGCAGCAAGAACUACAAGCAAGAUAAGCAGAUGGAGCGGGAGAAGCUGUCGCACCGGGAGGAGCUUUGGCAGCAGGUGGAGAGCCUGGCCAGGACCAAACCAGGGUGGUCCAGGUCGAGCUAUUUCAAUAACAGCCGCCUGCAGCAGCAGCAGCAGCAGCAGCAGCUAACCGAUAGUCAAAAUCUGUACGAUCAAUACAAUGAGAAUGAUCUAACGUACGAUCAGCUACCGCAGCAGUCGCGCCAGCCACCGCCGCCGCUACCACCACAGAAACAGUCGUCGCUGCAGGAGCCCCGAGAGAUACGCGGCGAACGGAACAAGGAGAAGCCAUUGCUGAGGCGAAAAUCCGAUCUGCCCACGGACAGCGGCACUGUGCGAGCCCUAAUCGAGCACAAGCGACAAGAUGAGUUCUUAACAACGCCGCCGCCAGACGGAAGCAAUUACUGAGAAAACAGAAACAGAUACAGAACAAACAAAUACAAAUCCCCUGGUCAAGAACACAACCAAAAUCCACCACGAACAACAAAUCUCAAAAAAACGCUGGCGUUGCACAAAGUUUUGAAGCAAAGCUUGAGGCUUUCGAGAUGAACCCAAACAAGGUCCACGAUCCACAAACACAAUACACAAACACACACACACACACACACACACACGUACAAAGGCACAAAACGAGGAAAAGAAAAGGAAAUCCUUUUUUGGGGCUUAGUGCGAGGGCGCGUGGACAAGAUUAAAUACAUAAUUUCUUUAUAUAAAUACAAUAUAAAAUACUUAUCUAUAAUGAAAAAUGCAUAGUACCAAUAAAGAUCAGACAAAUCCCAGAAUA